AAGUCACACAGCUCCAGCCCAGCAGUGUGAUGUGCAGGCUGUAUGGGGAAGCACCAUGAUUCAUAGCACUCUCUGGGGCUUUGCUGUAGAUUCUGCAGUUGGUGGCUCGGUGGCUCGGGGAUCAGGAAGUGACAACAAGCUCCUCAAUCAAAAAAAAAAAAAGAAGAAGCGAAGACUUCAGGUGUGAGGAAGAUAGUCCUGGACUACACGGGCUGAUAAAUAAAACUGAUCUUACAGCAGAAGGAUCGGGGCUCGCUACAGAGGAGUCUGGAAGUGUAGCACGUAUUAAACAGCCAAAGGCAAACUGAAGCAAUGAGCGAUACUUUAGAAAAGUUCAUCUUGAGAACAGACAUCACAUUGAUAAAAAUGUGAGAAAUUCAAGAGAUUUUGCCGCUUUUUGAAGAUCCUGGUCCGCUGUGUCCAGGGAUUGUCUGUCUCUAGGCAUAUUGUCAAUGGCAGCCCAAAGAAGGCGCAUGGUAAAAGAAUUCAAUCCUUACGUCACUUGCUAUAUCUGCAAAGGCUAUCUCAUCAAGCCCACCACCGUCACCGAGUGCCUGCACACAUUUUGUAAGAGUUGUAUAGUCCAACAUUUUGAAGAGAGCAACGAUUGUCCGAAAUGUGGAAACCAGGUCCAUGAAACCAAUCCUCUAGAAAUGCUAAGGCUGGAUAACACACUUGAAGAAAUCAUAUUUAAGUUAGUGCCAGGACUUCGGGAAAGAGAAGACCAAAAGGAAACUGAAUUCUGGAAGAGAAAACAUCCAGGAGAAAGUGGAGAAGAUGGAUACCCAAACAAUAAAAGGCUUAAAGAUGAUGGAGAGGAAAAUGAUGAAAACAAAGACUACCACAGAAGCGACCCCCAGAUUGCUAUUUGUCUUGAUUGUCUUCGGAAUAAUGGGCAGUCUGGGGAUAACGUAAAGGGGUUGAUGAAGAAAUUCAUCCGUUGUUCAACGCGCAUAACAGUUGGGACUAUCAAAAAGUUUUUAAGUUUAAAACUAAAACUACCAAGUACUUAUGAGCUGGAUGUUCUAUGCAAUGGUGAGAUUAUGGGAAAGGACCAUACAAUGGAGUUCAUAUACAUGACAAGAUGGCGGCUGAGGGGUGAAAAUUCUUAUCCAAUGGUAUUGCAAUAUCGACCGAGAAUUGACUUUGGUUAAUUGGUCAGAACACACUGAGAAAAAACUCUGCACUGUGUUUACUCAUCGACAGAUUGCACAAUGAAUGGAUGUGCCUAAAUACAUGGACUAAAAGGACACCAUCUAUUUUCAGCAUGCAAAUAUGGAUGUGGUGACUUUCUCUCCAGUUUGCCAGUAGUCUUCUUCCUAGUUUAUUGUUCAGAAAUGAAGUGCCAGUCUGCUCCACAGCCUCUGACUUCUAGGUGUACUACCAACAUGCUGCAAACCCCAGAUUGUCAAAGUGGCUGUAUUACUGUUCUGCUGUGUUAUUGCUUAGCAGCAGUGUGUUUGUUCAUGACAUGUACAUUUUGGUGAAAUCGUAUCUGGUCUGCACUGUAUAGGUUGUCCUUGCAAACAUUUAACUGACAAAGUAACAAACACUUGCAUUAGGAAGCCAACAUGUAUUUGUGCUGAAUGUCCUAAAGACUGUUAUAUUAUUGGCUGUGAUUUGCCAGCUGCUUAGAUGCUGCCGCCCCCUGCGUUUUUUUCUACGUGUUUUCAAUUUACAAAAUGGCAAAAAGUACUUGCUGGUCAAUGUUGUCUCAAACUCCAUUCAGGUAAAAUGCUUAAAGCAGUAUUAAACCCAAAAGCAAACAUUUAUUAUAGUGCCAGCUUACCAAUUCUUAGAUGUGAUUGCUGCAUUUGUUUUCUUUUUACGUUUUUAUUCACUUGGUGAUCUAGCCUGUACAUCUGCUGUUUUUACAUCAGAACAGGCUGCCCUGCAGAUGUGACAGUCAUAGGGUUGAAAUAAAUCAUUUAUUAUUAUUAUUAUUAUUAUUAUUAUUAUUAUUAUUAUACAGGAUUUAUAUAGCACCAACAGUUUGUGUGGCGCUUAACAAAAACACUGCCAGAUGUGCUUAAAGGGGUUGUAAACCUUGGUGUUUUUCCACCUUAAUGCAUCCUAUGAAUAAGGCCCCAUUCA
Molecule: messenger RNA, 2094 nt
Organism: Rana temporaria (common frog)
Lineage: Eukaryota; Metazoa; Chordata; Amphibia; Anura; Ranidae
Gene: PCGF5
Product: polycomb group ring finger 5
Exons: 11
Coding region: 453-1154 (233 amino acids)
Biological process (GO): regulation of transcription by RNA polymerase II
Cellular component (GO): PRC1 complex
Source: RefSeq, a predicted model, not a curated record